UGCGGUAUCAGUCUUGUCAAGCUUGUCAAGAGCAGAGAGACUCAGAGAACCCAACAUGGGGGAAUCAAAGCUCUGCAUUCUGCUUCUCCUGAGCGCAGCGGCCCUGGCCUCUGCACAAGUUGAUGACCUCCCAACAUGUUUGUUGGAUCAGAGAUACAAGGCUCUACACAAGUAUGAAUAUCUGUAUGAAACCGAGUCCCUUAAUGCAAUCAAUGGAGCCUCCAAUCUCCAAAAUGGACCCAAGGCCUCCUGCAAGGUUGAGGUUGAAGUGCCACAAUCUUGUUACUUCAUCAUUCGUACCACUGGUUGUAGUCUGAGUGAGGUGGUGGGCACGGAGGCUGACGGUAGCCCAGUGUUCGCACCGGCUUCCUCAUCCGACGCCUUCGCUGCUGAGAUGGAGAAGUAUCCCCUGAAAGUAGUGUCCACGGGAGUUUAUGAUGUGAAGCUCUACUCUGAAGAGGAGGAGACGACUUCCAUCUUGAACUUCAAGAGAGGAAUAAUCUCCGCUCUGCUGGUGCCUCUGGUGGAGGAUGAUAAGAACAAGGACAUGCCCACCAUCUAUGGCCAAUGCAAGACCAAGUCCACCAUCAAUGAAAGACAGACAAUCGCAACAGACAUCACCGUGAGCAGGGAUCUUUCUAGCUGUGACAAAUUUGUCCCAAUGAGAGACCAAACAAGCUCCUUGGCCCUUAUCUCUGGGAUGCACUACCCUCUUGCCCAGCUGAUCAGAAGCUCACAGACCUGCCAGUACAAGUUUGAUAAUGACAACAAGCACAUGACCUCUGGUUCAUGCACUGAAAAGCACAUCCUGGUGCCCUACUCUCACAAGGGAGAAUAUGGAGUUACCAGCAUUGGAAAACAAGUCCUGACCCUGCAGGACGUUUCGGCUCACAACGACAGAAUCUUUGACUUCAAUGAGGCCAACGAGAAGUCCCUGCACAUGGAGGCUGUUUAUGACAAGAGUGUUCACCAGGACAAGGAGGCUGGUCUGGCUCUCCUUAGAGAACUGGCCACUUUGCCAGAUACUGAGGGUGCAAGAAGGCCCAACCUCUUCUUCAGGCUGGUACAGAUGUACCGUGGGAUGAAGGCUGAGACCCUGAAGAGCGGUAUUACCGAGGCCCUUGAGGUGUCUGUGCCACUGACCUUCCAGGUUCUGGCCCAGUGCGGUACUGCUGAGUGCAGCAGCGGCAUCAUGCACAUCUUUAGAACCUAUGACACGUCUGCAACUGAGGUUGAUGCUGCUGUGUUUGCCCUUGGACUGGUUUCCAAUCCAUCACCUCUUCUAAUCAAGGAUAUGCUAGAGAUGGCUCAAUACAAGCCCAGCAAGCCCAUCAUGUAUGCACUCAGCAACAUUGUCAAGAGGUUCUACAAGGCUGAAGGAAAGGUGAUCCCUGAGAUUACAUCUGUUGCUGAGUUCAUGGCAGAUCAGUUGGGAGACUGCACUGGUGACAAGGAUAAAAUGUUUUUGAUCUUGAGGGUUGUUGGAAACAUGGGUGCAGCCAUGGGAGCUUCCAGUCCUGCACUGAAAACUGCUGUUAUUCAGUGUGUGAACCUGCCCACCGCAGACACAUCUGUCCAGCAGGCCGCCAUUCAGGUCUUCAGACUGACUACUGUCCCUGAAGAGGGUAGGGAAGUUCUCAUGCAGGUGGUCCUGAAUAGUGCUAGCCCAUUGCAGAAGCGCAUUGCUGCCUACCUGGUUAUGAUGAAGGACCCCCAGCCCAGUGAACUGGCUCAGUUGGUCGCCUCUUUGCCUAAUGAUCAAGACCAACAGGCCAGGAGCUUUGUCAUCUCUCACAUUACGAACAUCCUGUCAUCAACUCUUCCCGAGAAUAAAGAACUGAGGGAGAAGAUUCUGAAUGCUCUGCAGGGCAAUGAGAUCGGAAUGAUCAUGGAUCCCACCAAGUUCUCCGGCAAUUACAAAAUGGGCUCUAUUCAGGGAAACAUGAUCUUUGAGGCAACCAGCUACCUGCCAAAGGAAGUCAUGCUUGAAAUGACCCUGAAAGCCUUUGGUUAUGACGUUGAUCUGAUGGAGAUUGGAAUGGAGGGCAAAGGGUUCGAGCCAACUGUUGAAGCCCUGUUUGGAGAGAAUGGAUUUUUCCCUGACACAGCCCUCAGGACAAUGUACUUUGUAUCUGACAACAUGCCCAUUGGAACCACUGAAAUGCUAAGGAAGAUGCUGCCUGCUCUGAGGAAGGACAGGAAGAAGAGACAGGCAUCCCAGGGACUGAUGAGGGAAAUUGGGCGCAAUCUCAACAAACUGGUCAGGGAACUGAAGGCUCAAAAAUCCCCUGAAGCAAUGGUUUACUUGAGUCUUUUGGGAAAUGAGCUGGGUUACCUUAAAUCCGAGGACAUGGCGGAUAUGGCCCUCUCUGCAGCCAUGAUGAUUGACAACAUGCUCAAGAUGUUCCCAAGUGAUAUGAUGAUGUCCCUUAUGACCACAACUGAAAACGAAAUCUUUGCCCACUACCUCUUCAUGGAUAAUGAGUUCUUCUUGCCCACUGCCAAUGGAAUCCCUCUGAGAGUUGCCCUCUCUGGCACAUUUACCCCAGGAAUAAAGGGUGGACUUAAAUUUGCCAGUGACAUGAGCGCCGUCAGCUUCAUGCCCUCUGCUGGCCUUGAGUUUGAGUCUCAGAUCGGUUACCACUUCCCUGAGUAUGUCAACUCUGGACUCGAGAUGCAUACCACACUUUACCACGAGAGUGGGCUACAGGCCAAGAUCUCCAUGGGAGCUGACAGUAUUAAGAUGAGCAUGCCUGCUCCCCAGGGCCCCACCACCGUCCUCAGCAUUACCAACAAACUGGUCUCAGUGACCGGUGCAGAGUUCAAGACUCUCCCACCGACCGUGACAGACAAAGUUGAUACUAAUGACUGCAAUGUCUUCUUCGCUGGUAUGAAGUACUGCAUCGCCAUGCAGUAUACCGAUGCUUUCUCUCAGAAGACAUCCCCAUAUUUCCCCAUCACUGGAGACAGCAAGUUUGCUGUUGAAAUCCACCCUACUGGUGAUGUGAAUGAGUACACAGCCACCAUUGCCUAUGAACUCUUAAAGGAGGGCGAAGAGGGCCGCCAGAAGGUCGAUGCUGUGACGGUGACCCUGAGAGCCGAAGGUGACGAGCCAGUGGAGGCCAGAGCUACUGUUAAGUACAACAGGAGGAAGAAUGUCCUGACCACCGACAUCCAGGUUCCUGACUAUGAUGUGGAGGCUGGAUUCAGGCUGGGGGUCGCUGACGGUAGCGUUAAGAGCAAAGGAACUUACGCCAUCACCCUUGACCUCAUCAACAAGAACGUCCCACAACUCUCUCUGCUUGCCAGUGCCAAUCAAAAGGCCAUGAAGGAAGGUGUGCUGAAAGUCCAGCUUAUUAUCCCCUCAAUCAAGGCUGAUGCCACCCUCACAGCCAUUAUGAAACGCGGCGAAGAGAUGGAAUGUGAGCUUAAGAGUGACAUUAAGUUCCUCGAGAGCACCUCAGAACAAAAACUUUCUCUUAAAUAUGAUGGAAGCAGAAUUGAAGCUGGUGUCGAGUCGGACAUGAAUUCUGAGAUAAUUAAAAUUCUUCCCAAUGCUGACAAGAUUAAAGAGUAUGUCAAUGCCAUUCUCGAUUCAAGUGUGAUGGAGUCGGACAUGAAGUUCCGUCAAAUACUCACCAAGUCUGUGGAGGCAACCAACAACUACAUGGAGAAGUAUGCUUCAGAUAUCCCUUACAUCAUGAACAUAAGAAUCCCUGACAUGCCUGAGAUGUCUCUGCCAGAGAAACUCUUCCUGAACACUAAAGCCAAAGCAGUCUACAACUUCAACAACGAGUACUUCACGAUUGCUAUUCCAGUCCCUCUUGGAGGAAAGUCAACAGAAGAACUCAACUUCCCUGCCGCCCUGACCACACCAAGCCUCUCCAUGCCCCAGCUUGGCCUACAAGUUCCCUCAAUGCAAAUUCCAAUUCCAGAGCUCUUUGUUCCUGAGACAAUUACUAUUUCAGUGCCUCUCUUUGGUAAAGCCGAGGUCUCAGCUAUGCUGAGGAGCAACAUCUACGAUUUGGAAGCCUCAAUCGCUGCCGGAAAAGAUGUUGUGCAGACACCGAGCCAUUCAGCCAUGUAUGACGUAAAGGGAACAUCUCCAUUCGAUAUCCUCUCAUUCCGGAUUGAAGGUUCUGGAAUGUUUACCAACCAAGAUUCCAUCAAGGCCGAGAUGAAAAGUACUCUGGCCCACAAGUUCCUUGAAGCUAGUUUUAACAUCUUAGAGGAAACCCUCACCGACAAAGCUGGUGUCAAAUCAAGCAGCAAGAUUGAAGCAAAAAGUACCUUAGGCCUCAAUGUUUCCAUUUCUUACAUUGCCACAGUUGGCAUGAACACUGAAGAAAUGUCUGGGGAUAGUAACCUGGAGGCAAUGGUAAAGGUUGGACCAUUAUAUGGCGACAUGACUUCAACCCAAUUUAUUGCCUUCUAUCCAUCAAGACAAGAAGCCAAAAUGGAUUCUUCUUUGAAAGUUGACUCAACAUUUGUUCAGGCCCAAAACAUCUUCUCUGCAGCCUUAAAUAAUGGAGAACUUUCUGUUACGUCAAACACCAAUGUCUUUGAAGACACCUUGACCCAUGUGGCUGAGCUUUCUUUCAAGGAACAAAGGUUAACCCUAAAAUCUGACACCAAUGCCCUUGCCCUUGGCAUGAAGAUCCGCAACGAGGCUCAGGGCUCCGUUGGUGCCGGUGUAGUCCUCUUCAGGGUAGAAACCAAUGCUGACCGAUUUGAAAAUCGCUUCUACUGUCUGCAAACCGGAACUCUAGAUAUCAAUGGUUUAGUUUACAGCAGUGAGGGCAAUGCAAAGCUUUUAGAAAAUGAGGCCACUCAUACAGCUACCCUGAAAAUGAGCAAGGAUGGUUUGGAGACAAGUGGAAAAAGCACACUCAAGAGCCCCCUGAUGCUGGAGAACAACUUUAGGGCAGGACUUGAUGCUGCCAGAGCUUCUCUUUUCAUUAACAACAAAGCUAUACUGAGUGACAAGAAGUUUGAUAAUGCAAACACUCUCACUGUAACUCCUUCUAGCUUUGACUUCAACUCAAAUGUUGAGAUCAUUGUCUCUGAGAAUGUUUUAUACACUCAAGAUAUCACCAUUGAUUUAAAGCCAUACAUUGCCUCCUCCAGUAUGAAUAACAACCUAAAAGUACUUGGGGCAAAUCUUGUUAGUGAGGCUCAGUUAAAGGCAGAGCUGUACAAGAUGGACCUAUCUGGUAGCAUGAAAGCCAUUUAUGAUGAGCAAGAGAUUAAGCACACAUAUGAGGUCAAUUAUGCUGACCUGGCUGCCAAUGCUAAAUGCAGUACAAGUGGAAAACUGUUUGGAACUCAGAUGAGCCAUAAUACUGAGCUUGAAGUGGUGGGGCUUGCUGCGAAGUUUUUGAAUGAUGCUCGCUUCAACUCACAGCCAAUGCGCUUUGACCACAACGUGAGAGCUAGUGUUGUACCUUUUGACUUCAACCUUGAUACCGUCUUCAAUGCCGAUGGGGACCUUGCCCUUUAUGGUAUGCCAAGUGCUCAGAUCUAUUUCAAAAACCUCCUAAGGGCCCAGCCCCUGGUCUUUGUCAGCUCCCAUGAAUACAGAGCCUCAGUGAACCAAAAGAUGGAUAAUGGAUUCUCUUCGGAGACCACUAUUGACUACAAGAUAGAUACUCUUCUGUCUCCACAAGUGCAGGAAGCUAAAUAUAGACUUAAGUCCAAGUUAAAUGACCAUGCCUACAAUGAAGACUUUAACAUGUUCAACAAUGCAGAUAGAAUUGGCGUAGAAGUUUCAAGCACUGUCUUCUCAAAUGCUUUUAACAUGGACAACACGGAGAACCAGGAAUUCACCAUCACUAUCUUCCUUAAAUAUGAUAAGAACACCAACAGUCAACUGAUUCAGAUCCCUUACAUAGAUGUGGCUGCUUACCUCGAGAAUAUCAAGGUAGUUUGUGUUAACCUUCUGGAGGCAUUCCGCAGCUACGCCAACAAUGAGGAAAUUGCUGCUAGGCUUGGGGCUCUUCCUCAGAGUGUCAGUGACUUUGUUAAAACACUGAGUAUUGAAGACAAAACAAUUUACCUCAAGCAAUACCUUACCGAUUUUACCAAAGAUUAUUCCAUCUCAAUGGAGGACCUUGAAGCAUAUCUAACACAAGUAACAGAGUUUGUCACGAAAAGGCUGUCAGAUCUAGGUUCUUCCCUCCAAACAUUUUUUGUUAUGGUGAAAGAAUUGAUUGUCAGUGGCACCCUUUCUGAAACCCUCAUUCAGAACAUUGAACAAAAGCUAGUAGAAUUGAAUGACAUUUUUGAUAUCAAAAUACUGGUUGUGGCAGUAAUGGAUAACAUUAUCGAAUUCAUUGCACAGAUUGAUCUUGAAAAGCUGCAGGGCAGCAGCAUGGCCUACUUGCAAGACAUUGAUGCCAAGUUUGAAAUCAAGUCUACUCUUGAAAUGGUUGUUAGGGAUUUGAAGCAGUAUUUUGAAACCUUUGACUUGUCCCAGUGUGUUGCUAACAUCAAGAGUUACAUUUCUUCCAUUGACUUUGAAGCUCAGAUUAUGGAUCUGAUUGCUCGAUUCCCAACUGAGAUUUUCUCUGAAAUAACAAGAGACGUUAGAGAUAUUGUCCAGGAAUUACAAAUCCUUGAAAAAGUAAAUGCAUUCCAUGCUAAAAUAAGAGAUAUUAUGGUCAAGAUGGAGAUUGACCAAAAGAUGAUGGCUAUCAUGGAACAAAUUUUGGUGCUUAUCCAGAAAUUACAAAUUGACGAAACAGUCCAAGCUGUAAUGAAAAAGCUGGAGAGAAUUCCUCAAAAUAUCUUGUUUCUAGUAGAACUUGGCACCUCAUACGUAAAAGACAAUCACAUCAUGGAAAUAAUUGGGAAAAAUUUUAGAGCACUCAAUGCUAUUAUUCGUGACUUUGUCCAAAUGCUGAAUACCAUUGAGUAUAGCGAAUAUGUCGCAGGUGCAAAUAGAAUGAAAUCAUUUUUCACAUCCCAGGUGAAUAGAAUGAUCAGGGAACUAGAGCUUUCUCAGAAACUUGAUGCUACAGUAGAAUUCAUUAACUUUGUCAUAUCUUCCAUUCAAGGCUCCUUGGAACAACUAAGAGAAAUCAAAUUUUCCGAAAUGGCCAAAACAGUUCUUAUUCAGCUGAAGGAAAUACCAGAAUUCCUCAAACAGGGAAUCGACGGAAUUAAUGUUGAAGCUGUGCUAACUCCCUACCUGCGAUUUGUUAGCAAAUACUAUAGUAAGGUUGUCACCAUCUUCACUGACAUUUGGACUAAUAUGUUUGAGGUCAUUCAGAAUGUUUUUGCUGAGCAAAUGAUUAUCAGUGAGGUUAAACAAAUGAUUGAAGGAGUCGUCACUGGACUGAAGACAGCUGAGUUGGAAGUACCAUCCUUUACCUUCCCAGGUACUGAUCUUGUUGUUCCCUCAAUGAAGAUUAGCAUGGAUAACCUUUAUGAGAUCAAAACGUCAACACAGCUUGAGAUCCCUCAGUUCACUAUCAUGGGACUGUACACUAUUCCAGCCAGCACUAUCUCCUUUGAGGAAAUCAAGCAGAGGAUCAUUGAACUAAUUAAUUACACUGUCAACUUUGAGUUCAAUAUGCUCAGUUUGGACGAUGUUUUUGGAGAUAUUUCCAUGAACUACUUCCCUGUCAUGCCUCAGUUCACCAUUCCCCAAAUCAGCCUUGCUGAGCUUUCCUUCCCUGAAAUCCCAGUGAUGGAUGUAGACAAGCUUGUUAAGACUCUCCAGAUCCCUGACCUCGAGCUGCCCGCCAUCCCUAGUGAGCUCAUGUUGCCAUGCUUUGGCAAAGUCUAUGGGGAGAUGAAAAUCCACACUCCUAUCUACACAAUUAAGACCACUGCUGAGCUGGCAAACACUACAGAUAACGCCUUGAACCCUCGGUUCAGUGGCAUUUUUAUCUCUGAGGGAAAAUCUCCCAAAUCGGACAAUCUCAACUUCAUCGUUGAAUUAUCAGCUAAUAUUGCAAUCCCCAAGAGAAGCCGUGUUGUUGUGGCAGAGGCUUUGAAGUUAACCCAUCUUGCUUUUGAGGUUGAACAUCAGGGAUCUGCAAACUUCUAUGGCCGAUCAGCUCAGGCCCAGUCUCAGGCCCAGACUACAGUGAAGGUUAUGACUACACCAUACACAGCCAAUCUUAUCAACAAAGCUUCUCUUUCACUGGCUCGUGGCAUUACUGUCUCAAUUGAGACAAAGUAUGACCACAUGGUGAACCUCCCAAGCAUUGAUUUCACAAGUGACAUUGUUGUAAACCAGCAGGGAACUAUUGAACAGGAAGAUUUCACAAUCAAAGUAAAGAAUAUUGGUUCAGUCCAGGACAGAGGCGACAACAUCUACAAGACCAACAUGUUGAUGAAUAUCGAUCCUAGGCUUGUUAAGAUGUCGUUCUCCGCUGACACCAUCACUGCAAUGUUGAAAAGUAAACAGCAAAUGACUGCUGAGUCUGCUCUCUUUCAACACAUCAAAUUUAAUAUCCGUAAUGAGGCAGAGGGCCCAGCAGUAAAGAAUAGUCUUUUUGUGGCAUCCGGACAGUGCACCCUUAAUGACCUGAAAAUUGAGUUUAAGGCUAACCAUGAUGCAGAGCUAUACGGUUUAGUCGAUGGAGUCUUUUCCAACGCAAUCAAUUUCAUGAUCCGUCCCACCGAGUUUGUUUUCGACUUCCAAAACAAGGGCAAUGCUAAAGUAAACUUCUUUGAGGCUUUAAUUGCCAAGAUUGAACUUCAGAAUGAUUACUCUGCGAUGUUCAAUGCUGGCAGCCAACAAAUGAACACGAUGGCUCUGGCCCGCAUCAACCAGUACAAAGUCUUGUACAACUUCACGGUUAACAAUAAUGAUAAGGAGGCUGCUAUGUCUGCUGCUAUAGAUAGUGUCAUUGACCUAGGCUUCAUGGAUACCCCCAUCUCAAUCCCUGAGUUUCCUCUACUCUUUGCUGCCUUCGACACGCCAGCCAUUACAAAUCUGAAUUUGUAUGAACAAAGUGGAUUGAAAGACAUCCUGACUACCACUGAGCAGAAUAUCAAUGUUGAUGCUAAGAUUGUUUACGAAAAGAGCCAGGAAAUGCCAAUUUACUCUUUUACUGAACUGAUCAGAAUACCAUCUGCAGGCAACCUUGUUUCAGAGCUAUCUGUGAAGUCUGCCAUCAUUAAUUUGAAUAUUAUUAGUGGCCUGUCCACUAGUGAUGACUUGGUGAUUCGCAUUGGAGCAACAAGCAACUCUGUUUUUGAGUCUUUGAAGGCCAAGCUCGAUGGCACAUCAAGCCUGACCAUCGUCAGAGGAAUCAAGUUAGCCAACUCCCUGUCACUUGAGAAUCAACACAUUAUUGUCAACCACGAGAGCUCCAUUGGCAUGAAAAUUGAGACCUUUGAAACUAAAAUGUCUGUUACCACAAAUGGAAGAAUUAAUACCCCAAUUCUUAACCUAAUAGUGACCCAAAGCCUAGUUGCAGACAGCAAGGUUAGUGCCCACUCUACUUUCCAGAUGAAGGGUGAUUUUAAUGUGCCCAAAAUUGAGGCUUCUGGAAAUGUAGAGGCAGACCACAGCCUGAAAUUUGAAGGAUCCUUUAAGCAGAUCUCCAUAGAAUCAACCACCAAAGCUAACAUUGAUGGCAGAGCACUUGAGCAAUAUGUCAUUUUGGGAAUACUGGACAAUGACGCCAAUCUGUACUUGAAUGAAGAAGGUCUGCGCUCCACAUCCAAAUUGAUUGCUGACUACAAACUUAAUAGUGACUCCACCAAAGUCAUUGGCAUGGAUGUGAAUGAAAAUGCAUCAAUUGAAGCCUCCUUGAGCCGUGUACUUGCAGUGCUGAAGUGCACUAGCAACAACGAGGUUAAUAUGCCUGCCUUCAACACCAAGGGAAAAUAUGUUGCCCAAGCAACCAUGGAUCUUACACCAAUUUCAUCCCUGGCUGAUAUGGAAAUCAACCUAUCUCAACAAAGCUCCCUGGGUGAUCUCACCUUGUUCGAGAAGAUUGCAAUGGACAUAACUGGCACCAAGCAGAAAAUGUAUCAUUCAGCCAAGCUUGUGACACCAGUGAUCACCACAAUGCUGGAAUCAGAGGUCCAGGGUGAGGCUCCUGUCUUCAAAGUAACAUUGAAGUCUUCUGCUACCUCUCCCAUUGUCUUCCUGGAAUAUGACAUGGAUGCUUCAUCUACUACCAACUUUGAAAAUGAAGCUCUGAUGAUGACUAAUAAAGCGGUCCUGACCCACACCGACGUCACCAUGGAUGUCAACCAUGUCAUUACCCAAGCACUCAGGAGAAAACGCCAAGUAGAUGGGAGUAUUUCUCGCCAAACCCUGAAUGUGGACAUCACCAGCUCUACUUUCACCGAUGCAAAUUUCCGCUAUGCUGCGGGUAGAGAUGCAAUCAGUGCCUCUGUGUCAACUCCUUCCACUGGAUUCUUAGGUCUUCAGGUCAACACCAGGCUCCCCUCUCUGAGUGCUAGACUGUACAGUCGCUACGCUUCUGCCCCUGAAAUUGAUGUUGAUGUAUUGGUCAUCAGAACCUCUCCCAAGGGCGAUGAUAAGAUGACGCUGCAGGUUGCAUACAAUAUGGACGCGCCCGCAGUCAUGCUCUCUGCACUCAGGGAUAGGCUUGCCUCAAUCACUUCUGCAUUCACUAUGUUUGCUGAAAAGUAUCAGAUCACAAUGUAUGCCCAGAAGCUUAUGACCGCAGUAACCACAUUUGUUGGAGAGACCUACGACUUUGCCACAAACUACGACAUGGACGUAAGCCAGUUGUCCACCUUCUUUAGGAAUGUCAUCUCCCUGUACCAGAAGACUGUCCAGGCAUCCCUGGAUGCUGCAGUCAAGGUGCUGACAGAGACCAGGUUCAAACUGUCUGACUCUGAGGAAAUGACAACACUGCCUGAGGUCCUUAAGAGGCUGACCAGCAGCAUUGGUGCCAUGCUAGAGAGAGCCAUGCAGAUUAUCAAUAGGGAAACGGAGGUCUAUAUCAACUCUCUAGCUGAGACCAUGAGCGCUGUCGAAUUCCGAUUCGGUAAUGGUGAUCCCAUGACCGGAGCCCAAGUCAUUAAUAUCAUACAGACCAAUUUCAAGAGCGCAUCAGAUAUGGUUGUUGACUUUGUCAAAAAUAUGGAAAGCCUCGAUAAGGUGCUCGAGAUGAUCAGGGACACGACACAGGUGGUCAUCACCAAAUCUCAGGAGUUUGUUGAUUCCAUCAAGUCUGAUUAUUUGGAUGCUGUGCUUAAUAUCACGAAUAACCUCUAUCGUUAUCUUGUUACUGUCAUGAAGGACUUAUCUGACCGCAUGGCCCUUAUAAACAUGGAUAGUUUCAACAGUACCCUUGAGUAUGUGAUAGAAAUGAUGAUCAAUGUGGCGACUCAGUUCCAAAGAAGCAUUUCCGACAUUUUGCAACAGGCUUCCGAGGAGACCAAAGCAUACAUGAAAGUCAGUGAUAGAAGGUUGGAGCUCGACCUUCCUUUCUCCUUCACACAGUAAAGAACUCUCACUGAUACGUUUUUAUAAAACACAACCAUCCAUUUUUAUUCACAACUGCAUAACUUCAUAACUCUUUUUAAGCUUGAAAGUGAAUUUCAAUAAAGACCAUCUACCUUA
Gadus chalcogrammus (walleye pollock) is the source of this 11563-nucleotide messenger RNA. RefSeq names its product apolipoprotein Bb, tandem duplicate 1 (gene apobb.1). The coding region runs from base 56 to 11446 and encodes 3796 amino acids. Lineage: Eukaryota; Metazoa; Chordata; Actinopteri; Gadiformes; Gadidae. The transcript has 29 exons. Gene Ontology annotation, cellular component: low-density lipoprotein particle; mature chylomicron; very-low-density lipoprotein particle. Gene Ontology annotation, biological process: cholesterol transport; cholesterol homeostasis; triglyceride mobilization. Gene Ontology annotation, molecular function: cholesterol transfer activity; low-density lipoprotein particle receptor binding. The record is from RefSeq and is a predicted model, not a curated record.